CUGGACCAAAGCCUGAAUCUGAAACGCUCGACGCUUCAGAAGAAGAAACAGACCCAAUCCAUUAUCGUGCGAAGCGCUCCGCGGCGGGAGAGCUCGCGGCGAGCGCCACCCAUGCUGCGCGUCGUCGUCUCCACCCUCCCCGCCCUCCGCCCGCUCCUCCGGCGCCGGCCUCUGCUAAACCCUAAACCCCUCAUCCGCUCCCGCCUGCCGCAGCGGACGUUCCGCGCGCUCUCGUCCUCCGCGCCUCCCGCCACCCCCACGCCCAGCGCCGCGGGGGUGGGAGAGGCGGUUGAAGUGGAGGAGCACCUGACGCGGUGCGCGGCGGCGGGCAGGGCGCCGCUGCGGGUGGCGGUGCUGGUGAGCGGUGGGGUGGACAGCAGCGUCGCGCUCCGCCUCCUCCACGCCGCCGGCCACCGCUGCACCGCGUUCUACCUUAAGAUUUGGUUCCAGGAAGAUUUCAGGAACUUUUGGUCCGAGUGCCCGUGGGACGAGGAUUUAAAGUAUGCACAAGCUGUUUGUGACAAGAUUGAUGUACCAUUGGAGGUGGUCCAUCUGUCCGAUGAGUAUUGGAACCAUGUGGUAUCUCACAUCAUCAAUGAGUAUCGCUGCGGCCGCACACCAAAUCCUGAUGUUCUUUGCAAUACAAGAAUAAAGUUUGGGGCUUUCUUAGAAGCUAUUGAAAAUCUGGGAUUUGACUACAUAGCUUCAGGACAUUAUGCACAUGUAGUCCAUCCUUCUGUUGAAAAUACUGACGUGCCGUCGCUACUACAAUUAUCAAAGGAUAAGAUCAAAGAUCAGACCUAUUUUCUCUCUCAUCUAUCUCAGUCUCAGCUAAGAAGGCUUCUUUUCCCACUAGGAUGUAUCAAAAAGGAUGAGGUGCGCAGACUGGCUGCUCAAAUGGGCCUUCCUAAUCAAGGUAGAAAGGACUCACAAGGGAUAUGCUUUCUUGGAAAGGUUAAGUUUAGUGAGUUUGUUGAAAGACAUAUAGGCGAGAUGGAGGGAAUCAUAUUGGAAGCUGAAUCUGGAGAUUACCUAGGAAACCACCGGGGGUUUUGGUUCUAUACAAUUGGUCAACGGCAAGGAUUGCGGCUUGCUGGAGGACCUUGGUAUGUAGUUGAGAAAGAUGUUCAAAACAAUGUGGUUUUCGUAUCGAGGAAUUACUAUUCGCUGGAUAAGCGGAGGUGCACAUUUCGUGUUGGAUCACUAAACUGGUUUGAUGAUUCUGGUCCUGGAAACAGUGAGCGACUUAAAUGCAAGGUGCGGCAUAGCCCUGAAUUCCAUGAUUGCACGGUGACAAAAGAGCAUACCGAAGAAAAUGGAGAUGUUUUGGUGGUGCACCUCUCUGAAGAUGACCAGGGAUUAGCAGCUGGUCAGUUUGCCGUGUUUUACCGCGAAGAUUUAUGUCUGGGUUCUGGCAUAAUUUUGGAGUCGUGGGAUGAAAUGAGCUUUCCCGUCUGCUCAAGGGCACUUGAAAUCGCUAGAUUGGAGGACAAGUCGAGCCUAGGGAAGCCAGUAAGAAUCAUCAACUUGGAACACAUAGUUAAACCAGAACAAGAGACAAUCAAAGCGGCCUGACGGUUCCCAUCCCAGUCGAUGUGGCCUUUUCCCGACGGCACCAGCGGUCCUGCAAAGCUAUAUACACCGGCAGUUUCGCGAGCCCUGCCAUCUGUAAAAGUGUCAAUUCAGGAAAGAGGAAACCCGGGGUGUUCCAGAAACUAUCGCUGUGGUGCCCCGAAAGCCGGGAACUCCAGGUCUUUAUUGGAAAGAUGACAUUGUGGCAUGCUGUUGGGGAGCUUGCGUUUCAGAAGAGGAAGCUUCGCUUCCGGAUAGAACCGGCGGUCGAGCGUCCUUGUCCAUGCAAGGAUGGAAGGUGAUUGGUUGACCUGACACAAAUCGUUGGCAGUUAUUUCCCGAUCUAGCGUAACUAAUGCAGGGAGAUCGUUACGUUGUACAAUACUGAUACGACUUUGUAACUUGUAUAAAUUCUGAGGAUAACGUCGGCGCGUGAUUCAACUGUACUGGCCAUUAGACAAAUCGUACGUGGAUCGGAGUGGACAAUCAGUAUCGUGUACUUGGCGUCGGUGCGACGUGUACCUGUCAGUA
Molecule: messenger RNA, 2103 nt
Organism: Panicum hallii
Lineage: Eukaryota; Viridiplantae; Streptophyta; Magnoliopsida; Poales; Poaceae
Product: tRNA-specific 2-thiouridylase MnmA
Exons: 10
Coding region: 112-1575 (487 amino acids)
Biological process (GO): tRNA processing
Molecular function (GO): sulfurtransferase activity
Source: RefSeq, a predicted model, not a curated record